Hyalella azteca is the source of this 1866-nucleotide messenger RNA. RefSeq names its product proto-oncogene tyrosine-protein kinase ROS-like. Gene Ontology annotation, molecular function: protein binding. The annotation marks the transcript as partial. The transcript has 11 exons. The record is from RefSeq and is a predicted model, not a curated record. NCBI's taxonomy places the organism in Eukaryota, Metazoa, Arthropoda, Malacostraca, Amphipoda, Hyalellidae.
GUGCAGGACGACGGCCACGACAGCGCCUCGCAGUGCACCCGCGGUUGCCGUCUCUGGGUGACGUCGCUGAACUCAUCGUGCUCCUCAGUCUGCGCUGACGUCUUCACCUGCGUCCUCGGCUGCUCCUACGCCGCCGUCAGCUACGUCAGCACGCGUCGUGAGCUAUUAGGAACUCCUCCGGCACCGACGCUGGUCGGUGGGUCACUGAGCAGCUCGUCGGUUGGGUUGCGUUGGCUGAUGGACCUUCCAGCCAACAGUUCAGCCAGCGCACCAGCCAUCAAGUCAGCCAGCUCACCAGCCAUCGGAUCAGCCAGUUGGUUGCCAGUGAGCUUCGUGCCGCAGCUGAGAGUGUAUGGUCGUCACUGGCGCUCGCACAACAACACGCGCAUCGUCAGUGCCACUGAAGUCGUACUGGAGGACCUCUUACCCUACACCAAAUACCAGUUCCGUGUAGUGUGGGCGCUGCUGCCCGGGAGGGAGGGUGUGCCCUCGGCGCCCACCUCCUGGAUCACGACGCUGUCGUCCGGCCCACCCCGCACACCCCCCACGGCGCUGACGGCGGUGGGCGUGGACGCCACGCGGGUUGAGGUGCGGUGGGCGGCACCCGAGGUUGCGGGUGGGGCGCUUGUUUCGUACGCCUUGUCCCUGCGUGGUGGGGCAACCCACCUCAAGUGGGACGUCGAACCCACCGUCAACAGAUACGUGGUGACUGGGCUGCACGGCAACAGCUCCUACGAGGUGCGGGUGGCAGCUGUCAACAAGGACGGCCGCGGCCCCGCUGCAGUUGCCACUGUCACCACUUAUGCCGAUGUUGACGACCAGCUAAGCGGCGGUGGCGGUGGCGGUGGCGGCGGUGGGUACCUCCUGCUGGCGUCGGGCUACAGCCUCUGGCGCCUCAACGUGGACAUCAUGCAACCCCCCACCCCCCUGUACAACACCUCCCACCGCUCCCCCAUAACGGGCUUGGCCCUCCAUAUGCGCCUAGGACUCCUCUACGUGACGGCCGGAGGGCGGUUGCUGCUGCUGCACCCCGCCACCCACCGGCGGGAGGUGAUCGAGUUGGGGGCCCUUAUGGGUGGUGUGGCGACCACACUCACCCUGGACUGGCUCAACGGGUUCCUUUAUAUCCUGGAGGACACCCAGGCUCCCCCGCUGAAACCUAAUUCACUUGACCCUGAGAAGGACCUCGGUCAUUUACCAGUCCCCGCGGUUGAGGCUUCUCCUGUCCAUAACUCGAGUUUAGACCCCAUCCCAGACCCCACAGACGAUGGUUCAAAAAGUCCUAAUAAAACCAACCCCAAUUUAGACCCCGAAUAUUAUGGGGGUGGGGAAGAAAAUCUGCUCCCCGUCGAGGAAUAUGAUGAAGGGGAGGAGAGGUCCCUGGGGAUUCACCCUCCCCGGGCGACGUGGAACAUCUGGCGGACAGACCUCACGGGGAAGAACUUAGAACUCGUGACCCCCAACCUGGACCACCGCCCCCUGCACCUGCAGGUCGACCCCCACAACGGAUCAGUGGUGGGGGCGGCGCGCCCCAACACCCAGCGGGCGGCGUUCAGCCGCGCCGUGGACGCCGUCCUGCUGGGGGGACGCCUUUACUGGACGGCGGUGGGCGGCGAGGUGUUCAGCGAGGAGCUCAACGGGGGCACCUACUACCAUAAUAGCUACGCCCUGCUGGGGGAGCACCCAGGCCCCAUGGUGGCGGUGGGGGCGGCCACCCAGCAGGAGCCCGCCCCCUUCACCGCCCCCCGCCACCUCAACGUCCUCGUCACCACCACCACCGCCGCCGCCUCGUGGGCGCCGCCCCCCGCCUCCCCGCCGCCCUUUAGAGGUCAGCGCCCAACAUUAUCCUUAAGAUCCAUAUCCUGA